This is a messenger RNA of Colletotrichum destructivum, 420 nucleotides long. RefSeq lists its product as uncharacterized. The record is from RefSeq and is a predicted model, not a curated record. The transcript has 2 exons. NCBI's taxonomy places the organism in Eukaryota, Fungi, Ascomycota, Sordariomycetes, Glomerellales, Glomerellaceae. Bases 1 to 420 code for a protein of 139 amino acids.
AUGGCCGACUCGGUGAGCUCAAGCAAGCCACUAUCGGCGAAGUAUCCGAAGUACAAGGAGCUCGGCGUGCUCAAUGGCCAGAACAUUGCAGACGGACUCGAAGGCUUCUGCAUGGCAACAUUGACGCGCGCCCACGGCUGGACACCCGAGGAGGUCAAUGUCUUUCUCGUUGACGUGCGGAACAACAUCAAGGAUAGAAGUGUUCACGCUUACUGGCCCAUCUAUUGCCUCAUAGGACGCAAGCCGGAGAAGGAGCCUACUCCGGCUCCUCCCGCUCCCGCUUCUCCGGAUGCGGCCUCCCCCGCUCCGGCUCCAUCUUCUCCCGCACCAGUUGAAGGUCAACCGCAGUCUCCAGCCGAGACCCCAACGACAGCUCCUGCGUUCAGUCCGGCCAAAAGCCCAGCUCCGACUUCAUCCUAG